Phanerochaete carnosa HHB-10118-sp is the source of this 435-nucleotide messenger RNA. RefSeq lists its product as uncharacterized. Bases 1 to 435 code for a protein of 144 amino acids. The transcript has a single exon. The record is from RefSeq and is a predicted model, not a curated record. Lineage: Eukaryota; Fungi; Basidiomycota; Agaricomycetes; Polyporales; Phanerochaetaceae.
AUGCGCCGCGAGAGGAUCCGCUGUGUCCGACAGUGGCGAAAUGAAGGCCCGCGGCGUGACUGUGCAUUUGUAGUGAAGGACAGCUCUCUUCCGGGCUUUCGUGGCUUGGAUGUUGUUCGAGUUAUGCUCCUCUUCUCGUUCACUUAUCAGGAAGUCGAGUACCCGUGUGCCCUUGUGCACUGGUUUGUGCCAGCGGACGACAAGCCUGAUGAGAAUACUGGGAUGUGGGUUGUUGAGCCGGACAUGGAUCCUCGGGGUAAGCCUGUCCUACAGGUAAUUCACUUGGAUACCAUGUUGCGCGCGGCGCAUCUCGUAGGUGCCGCAGGUCAUGAUUCUAUCCCACGGACACUCCAACAUUAUCGCGCCCUCGACAUGUUUCGGGCAUUUUAUGUCAACAAAUAUGCUGAUCACCACGCACACACAAUAGCCUUUUGA